ACAGCAGAGUGCUACGCGGACAAGAGCACUCGUACAAGAGCAAAACCCUUCUUCGCUUCCCCUUCCACGAGGCCUUUCUGUCUCCCUCUCUCUCUCUCUUCCACGGCCUCGCUCGCUCUCCCGCUCUCUCCACGAGCAGCCAGUCUUCAAGGAAGUUGGACGAGCAGUUUCCCGCCCAGUUCGGUUGUGUUUUUCGGAGGGUUUCAGCUUCAGGAAGCGCCGGGACGAAGUGACAGUGAGGUAGCGGAAUCGGCGUGCGAUGGAAUUCUGGGGAGUUGCAAGUCUGUAGGUUUAGGGUUACAUCCCCGGAGUUUAGAUUUUUCUGCGGGCUGGUGGGAGGGAGUUCUGUUGUUUCUGCGAAGUUGAAUUCUUCAGUAUGAUCCCGUGGAGAGUCUGUUUGAAGUCUCCAUAUUUUCGUACGGAGGUCGCACCUGGCGGACCUCAAGUAUGUCAUCCUGGAGAUGAAAUGUACUGCCAUGUUUCGCAGGCUGCGCUCGGGCCCAGCUCGAGUGGAAAGUCGGAGAGGGUUGUUCUUCGUGUUGAAACUGGAGGAAAAGAUGUCGUCCUCGGCACCUUGUCCUCUGGAAAGUGUGAUCAGAUGGCCUUAGAUCUAAUUUUUGACCGAGAGUUCAAGCUUUCGCACACGGGGACUUCCUGCAGUGUUUACUUCUGUGGAUACAAAACCGAGAAGGGAGAGCCAGAAGAGUUCGAUUCCGAAAUGGAAGAGGAGGAGGAAUCAGACGAGGAGGAGGUUCCGGAAGCCGUACCAAUGAAGGCCAACGGGGAUGCGAAGGGUGCAUCAGUAGCUAAGGGUGCCGCAGAUUCGGUACAAUCCAAGAAGCCUGGGAAAAGUCCCACCAAGGCCAAACUCAUCGACGAUGAGGCUGAUGAAGACGAAGACUCCGACGAAGACGAUGACGAGGAUGAAUUUUCCCAGAUGAAUUCAACUGUGAUGGACUUUGACUCGGAUGAUGAAUCUGGUGAAGAUGACAGUGAGUUUGAGGGUGAUGAUCUGGACGACAGCGAUGAGGACGACUCUGAUGAACUUGAGGAUGAAGACGACGAGGACGACAGUGAUGACGAGGAAGAUUCUGAUGAUGAAGAACAAACGCCCGAGCUCGGAAAGAAGAGACCGUUGAAAGGAGAUGAAGGCAAGUCUCCGAGUGGGGGCAAGAAGGCGAGGGUGGAUACACCUGCUAGACCAGGAUUGGCCGCAUCCCCUGGAAAGAAAUCGGAGAAAUCAGCCUCUAAGACCGCUGUAGUGACCCCCUCUAAGGCCACACCAGUUGCAGGUAGCAAGAAAGUGAAAGGCUCGAAAGAGGCGAAGAAAGAGGAGAAAACUCCUCAGAAGACUCCGGGAAAAGAAGCCGUAGUGAAGACUCCUAAAACUUCUUCGAAGACCCCUGCGAAGGUCCCAACUACGCCUUCCACGGACUCCGCUAAAAAGCUCAGUACCGCACACAGAUGUGAAAGUUGUAAAAAAAGUUUCUCCACCGAAGCCGGCCAUAGCCAGCACAUGGUAGCCAAGCACGGUACCCCCGCAAAGUAGGCACUUAUCGAGGCGUCAAUUAAGAGUUUGGAGUUGAACAUGUGAAUUAUUAUAGAGGUGUAACAGCUGUUUGCAGUUGGUGCCUUCAGCACAAUUUUCCAGGCCAGUUCGGUGAAGGUCCAGCGAAUCAUAUCAUACUCAAAGAGAUGGUUAAUGCUGUGGGACCUUGGUAGUUCGUUCAGUGUCUGCCUCACCCUGGUAGAUCACCGGCCAAUCCUGCUUCCCCACUUGAGAAGUGACACGGCCUCAUGCAAUGUCACAAGACUAGAUUUGAUCCUAGUUGUUGCCACACGAUAGAGAACUUUUGGCUGGUCUAAGUAGCAACAUUCGUCCUGUGGGCCUCUGAGGAUGUUUCCCAAAUGGCUGAUCUGACUCGGGUGUUCUCGUGCUCCUUUUUUAAUUGCAACGGGGCACGGAUGUACACAGUAGCGUCGUCGUAGAUUUCUCCUCCAAGGAAAGAGAACAGUAGGUAAUUGAAGUGGCCACGCUGAGUUCGAUAGGCAAGAUAUAGAUAUUGAGAAUUGGGAUGUCUCGCCAGAGCCACGGGAUACCCUUUUUUCCAAAUGUUUCAGUGUAUUGGUUCAAAGGAAGACGUAAAGCACUUUGUUGCUUUUUUUGA
Marchantia polymorpha subsp. ruderalis is the source of this 2168-nucleotide messenger RNA. The record is from the annotation of a GenBank genome assembly. Lineage: Eukaryota; Viridiplantae; Streptophyta; Marchantiopsida; Marchantiales; Marchantiaceae.